This is a messenger RNA of Drosophila serrata, 1116 nucleotides long. RefSeq lists its product as uncharacterized. Lineage: Eukaryota; Metazoa; Arthropoda; Insecta; Diptera; Drosophilidae. The record is from RefSeq and is a predicted model, not a curated record.
UAACGAACUUAAAAUGAGAACGAUAAAUUUAAUCCUGCUUAUAGUGUCGGUGGGGAUUGUUACCGCCUCUGGACAGCCUUUUAAGGCCAAAGAUGCAACUCUUCCAGAUCGUGUAAAUAGCUUAUCUACAACUUCAGCGUCGCCUCAAAUGGAAACACAAUCUAAAAGAGAGCAAGGAUCAGAGCAGCAUCCAAUUAAUAGUACAAUUACAACCGAAGCUUUUAAACUUUUUGAAGAAAUCUUUUCUGCUCAUGAUUUCAAAACCAAUUCUUCGAAGGAUACAACCUUAACCAAUUCCAAUUCCAAUGAAACAUUAUUCUUCAAAGUUCCCAAUGGCCUUACAGAAGAUCCCAUCCCAUUGGAUACUGAGGACUAUGAAGAUAAAGUUGAAGAUGAGGACCCUGAGGGACUGGGACCUCGACUUAGUGCAAACCUAUUAAAAAUACUUACGUUUUAAACGUCCAACUAUAAUCUAUAUAUUACUGUAAUUGAUUUUGUAAAUACGCCAAUAAGUAUGUUUCAGAAGCCAACUAACAACUUAAAAUGUGAAUGGUUAACUUUAUGAAUUUAUAACUACCAACCGGGUUCAAUAUAAAAUAGACUGCGAGAGCAAGUUCAAGUUUCAGUAUCGCAGUAAUAAUGCAACCGAGUAUUCUGUUUCUACUUCUGGGCUGGCUGGCCGUAGUCAACUCUUUUGGCCUAGACCUGCGAUUCUUAAACCCCUUGAGGUCCUCCGAUGACAACAAUGAGCAGCAUUUGUCACCGCCAAAACCGAAUAUGUGCAAUCCCACGGAGCCCAGGACUUUGAUAAGGAGUGCCAGGAAGGCUCAACUAUUGCGAAGUGAUUUUGUACCCUUACCAACUCUGGCACCCACGAAUAAUCCCGACAGAGGAAGCUUUGUACCCUUACCAACUUUGGCACCCACAUCCACCUCGACCACAACCCAAGUCAGCAGAAGUCUAGGCAAUAGACAGGAAAAUCCUUCAAAUGAUUGCGAUCCUUUUCCCUUAGGAAUCGGCACUCGAUUGUCAGCACAACUUUUGAAAGUUCUUACUAUAUUGGGUUGAGAUUCAGAAAAAUUUAACAAUUGUUACGAAUUAUUAUAAUAAAUUAAA